AUGCUCGCAUUCCUCUCGCUCAUUGCCGCCCCCAUGAUGGCCAUGGCCGCCAUCACCAUCGACAAGCCCAACGCCGACGUCUACUGGGUCGCCUCGAAGAACAACACUCUCUCGUGGACCGCCGACGCCGACGCCCCCGUCGCCUUCUCGGUCUGGCUCUCCAACUCGAACGGCCUGCUCGCCAACGACAUCAAGCUCAAGACCUUUAUCCGUCCCAACUGCACUGCGUUCCCCAUCUUUGGCACCACUGGCAACCCCGCCGGCGAGGGCUACAUGAUCAAGCUCUACGCCUACAACGACCCCAACACCGUCUACUCGACCUCGGACCAGUUCACCCUCUACCCCUGGAACACCACCGUCUACGAGACCCCGCCCGCCGUGUCCAACUGCGCCGCCAACACCUCGACCACCGCCGACGUCGAGUCCAACUCGACCACCUCGGCCUCGGUGUCGGACGCCUCGGCCGCCCAGUCGUCCACCACCUCGCUCGCCUCGGGUGCCGCCGCCACCGCCGCCGCUACCACCGGCUCGUCGUCGUCGUCGUCGUCUUCUUCGUCGUCGUCGGCCGGCCGCACCACCGUUGUUGGCGCCGGUGCCGUCGUCGCUGCCGCCGCCAUGGCCCUCGUCCUCUAA
Messenger RNA from Apiotrichum porosum, 633 nucleotides. RefSeq lists its product as uncharacterized. The transcript is spliced from 2 exons. Bases 1 to 633 code for a protein of 210 amino acids. NCBI's taxonomy places the organism in Eukaryota, Fungi, Basidiomycota, Tremellomycetes, Trichosporonales, Trichosporonaceae. The record is from RefSeq and is a predicted model, not a curated record.